Aspergillus viridinutans is the source of this 699-nucleotide messenger RNA. RefSeq lists its product as uncharacterized. The coding region runs from base 1 to 699 and encodes 232 amino acids. The transcript has 2 exons. Lineage: Eukaryota; Fungi; Ascomycota; Eurotiomycetes; Eurotiales; Aspergillaceae. The record is from RefSeq and is a predicted model, not a curated record.
AUGGCAGGGGAAAAGGCUGGCUCAAAGACCGGAAAAGCUCUCCAGAAGGUGAAGAGUGCACUGAACCUAAAGAAGCGAUUUUCGAAGAUAAACCUGCGCAACGAAGGCCAGAGCCAGAAGACCCCUACUCAGGGACGCAACGAACGAUCUCGCCAAUGCAAGUGCCUGGGAGCCAGGCCCGGUGAUCCUCCAAAUAUCGGGUUGCAGAACAUGACUAGCGAGGAGCUCAGGGAGGUCUUGAAACGAAGCCCGCUCGGCGUUGCCUCAAGGGCAAUGACAAAGGACGUUGACAUCUUGGUCCCUGAUGGCCAGGUCCAGUACGCACGCCAACUGUUGAGACAAAAUUCUGGUGGACGCUUUAACUGGGACCCUGCCUACAGCCACACCCAUAUGUGGUACGAAUUGGAUCAUCGCUGCGUGAAUAUUGACGUGGUCAGUCCUCAACAGCUCGGCCUCCCUCAGGACUUCUUACAGACACCGAAUGGUGCAAGAGUUACAUAUCAUAGACGCCGCCUGGUGCAUCCUCGCGGCAUCAUGCAGAUGAAAAGGAUCGCCCAGCAAUCCCGAGCGUCGCCUACGGACGCCGAAGAUAUAGCGUGGCUGGAGGGGCGCAUCGAGGGCUUGGAGAGAGAAAUCGCCGAACAGAGACCGACGGAUCCGGUGAGCUGGGAUGCUGCCCGGCAAGGUCCUCCCCCAUGA